Messenger RNA from Odocoileus virginianus texanus, 956 nucleotides. The record is from the annotation of a RefSeq genome assembly. NCBI's taxonomy places the organism in Eukaryota, Metazoa, Chordata, Mammalia, Artiodactyla, Cervidae.
AUGUUUAUAAUUAAUAUCUUAAUAUUAAUUAUUCCUAUCCUCCUAGCCGUAGCAUUCCUUACACUAGUAGAACGGAAAGUCCUAGGAUAUAUACAAUUUCGAAAAGGCCCAAACAUUGUAGGUCCCUAUGGCUUACUCCAACCUAUUGCAGAUGCUAUUAAACUUUUUAUUAAAGAACCAUUACGACCUGCCACAUCCUCAGUCUCAAUAUUCAUUUUAGCCCCCAUUUUAGCCCUAAGCCUAGCCCUAACUAUGUGAAUCCCCCUGCCCAUACCAUACCCCCUUAUCAAUAUAAACUUAGGGGUGUUAUUCAUAUUAGCAAUAUCAAGCCUAGCCGUAUACUCUAUUCUUUGGUCAGGCUGAGCUUCCAAUUCAAAAUAUGCACUAAUUGGAGCUCUUCGAGCAGUAGCACAAACAAUUUCAUAUGAAGUAACACUAGCAAUUAUUUUAUUAUCUGUUCUCAUAAUAAAUGGAUCCUACACACUCUCUACCCUAAUUAUUACACAAGAACAAGUAUGACUAAUCUUUCCAGCAUGACCCUUAGCAAUAAUAUGAUUUAUUUCAACACUAGCAGAAACAAAUCGAGCUCCAUUCGACCUCACCGAAGGUGAAUCAGAACUAGUCUCAGGCUUUAACGUAGAAUAUGCAGCAGGGCCAUUCGCCCUAUUCUUUAUAGCAGAGUACGCAAACAUUAUUAUAAUAAAUAUCUUUACAACAAUUCUAUUUCUAGGAGCAUUCCACAAUCCAAUCUUACCAGAACUCUACACAAUUAACUUUACUAUCAAAUCUUUACUAUUAACAAUUUCUUUCUUAUGAAUCCGAGCAUCAUACCCUCGAUUCCGUUAUGACCAGCUAAUACAUCUAUUAUGAAAAAAUUUUCUACCUUUAACACUAGCCCUAUGCAUAUGACACGUAUCACUACCCAUCUUUUUAUCAAGCAUCCCCCCACAAACAUA